Haliaeetus leucocephalus (bald eagle) is the source of this 5927-nucleotide messenger RNA. RefSeq names its product G protein-coupled receptor 116 (gene ADGRF5). Lineage: Eukaryota; Metazoa; Chordata; Aves; Accipitriformes; Accipitridae. The coding region runs from base 610 to 4683 and encodes 1357 amino acids. The record is from RefSeq and is a predicted model, not a curated record. The transcript is spliced from 22 exons. Gene Ontology annotation, molecular function: G protein-coupled receptor activity. Gene Ontology annotation, cellular component: membrane. Gene Ontology annotation, biological process: G protein-coupled receptor signaling pathway; cell surface receptor signaling pathway.
AUCACCAUGUUCUCUGACACAACAAACAGAGAAGGAAGAUCUGCCCUGCCCAUCCAGCACAGCGCUUUCAGGCUUGUGUUUUUUAGCUGGAACUCCACCCCGUGCUGGUGGAGAAGGGAUCGGUUCCCACUGAUCACAGGAAAGGGAGGUCACGGGGUUUGCUUGAUUAAAUCACCACAAGCCAAAAGGUUCUCUCUCUCGCUUACUGAGAAUUGCUUACAGGCUGUUUAAUUUGUUCCAAAAAGAAAAGCAAAACAAAAAAAAAACAAACCCCGAGCCCAACAACCAAGAGCACACACGGAAAAACAGGUGUGUCUCCAGCUCUUGGGGAAACAAAGGGCAGAGACUGAGGCAGGAGUUGACACUUGGAUGGGGAGUUUCCUUCCCAGCACAGGAGGACAAGUUUGGAAAAGACUCGGACCCGACCAGCACUUGUUGUCCUACAGGUCAGUAUCCAGGUGAAGUCUCACUGCAGAACUACCUUUAGUGAGAAACCCUGACAAAUCCCUGCUGGAUACUCGUGUCAGUGACAUCAACUAUAUUGCUUGGCUAUAAGCUCAUUGCUGUCCUCUAUCCUUUCACAAGGUUGUACAGCAGUCACUGGACAAAAUGCCAUCCCCAAUUACUGCAGGUCUCCACUGCCUAUUUCUACUGGUCACAGCAUGUUGCCAGACAUCACAGGACUCAAACUUUCAUCCAUUCAUCCAAUACAUAACUGACAGCGUGCUAGGAGAGGAAAGCUUCCAGUCAGAGAUGCAAAGGCAGAAGCGAAACGUACUUAUUUUUGACCUUCGCCCUCUAGAGUACACCGUUGACAUUGAAGUAAGCCUUAUGGAUUCAUGUUUUCUGGAGCCAGUCAAAGAGUAUUUCAAAAAACUUAGUCUUCCAAUUUCAACAAAUAUUUCAAAUGUAGAAAUGACAGUUUCAAAGAUCGACAUUACAACAGUCUGUCUGCUCAGCGGUGAGAACAAGAGCUGUUGUUCUUGUGAAAAAGGAUAUGCCUGGCCAAGUGCAGUGUGCGGUGACUUGAUAACCUGCCCUUCUGUCAGCCUAGCACCCGACCUGCCCUGCAGCUACGUGAUGGAAAAGCCUUUUUGCGGGCCUUACUGUGAGCCUCAGACUGAAGACUUAUGUGCUAUUGGAGAGCCCAUUAUAAUGAAUAUGUCAGUCAGGCUGAAUAAGUCAAGCACAGUCUAUUGGCAUAAUCUCACGGAUCCUUCUUCUGAAUCAUACAAAAAAUACAAAGCUGACCUUGAAAAAGCGUUUAAUGCUAGCUACAGAUGUUUACCAGGCUUUGUAUCAGCAACAGUAACUGGCUUCAGGCCUGGAAGUGUUUUUGUGAACUAUGAAGUAAAAGCAGGAGCAGCAAGCUUCGAUCAGAUAGCAAAUUCCAACAAAAUUGUACCACAGUUUCUAGAUGCAUGGUACCAGCUAGACCAAGCUACCUUCACAAUGAAAAUAACUGAUCAAACAAACUUCACUGUGAGUCCUGUUGACAUUUUUGAAGGGGAUACAGUAAGACUGACAUGUCAGAUAAAUUCAACAUCUCAGAAUGUGACUUGGUAUUACAGAGAUCAGAUCAUCUCAACCGGCUUGCAGUAUUCGAUAAACGUUUCAACAAAAACCUCAUGGUCAACUCUUGAAAUUAUCAACAUUACAAUGAAGGAUAAUGGUACCUAUGGGUGCUCUUUCACAAAGAGCAAUAAUUUUCACACACUGAUCUACAAGGCCACAAAACCAAUAGUAGUCUCUCCACUACACAUCACUCCGAACGUAAACAACAUGAGUGUUGUAUGCAACAGCCCUGAAGUGCAGACAAACAGUCCUCUGCUGUCCUGCUGUAUUGACAGACACAUACCAUCACUUACCGGUGACUGGAAAGUAAAUGGAGCAAUCAAUAUUACAGGAGUCUCCAUUUUCCGUGGAAACUGCACUGAAUACAAGCUCAACAUCAAUGAGUCGGUAUGCCCACCUGAGAUGUCAGGUACAGUGACAACAUAUACAUGUGAGCUGCGGACUGGACAUGGUGCCAGGCACAGUCAAAACAUCAGCGUAAUGUACCUCCAGGCAGCCAGAGUAACAAUAUCUUCAAGUAUAAACUCAUUCAUUUCCGAGGGACAUCCAUUCAAUCUGACGUGUGAAAGUGAUAUGAGCAAUUACGACAGUAUCAGUUGGAAAAUCCGGUCUGCAGAUAGAAUAAAAACGGUGGACUGUGAUACGUGCAUCAAGAAUAGCAACUUUUCAGCCAUGUCUGUGCUCACAGUGCAGACUGCCACACAGGACUGGAACGGCACCUACAUCUGCACCUUCUCCCAGAAGUACUUGGAGAGUUCUGCCAAUGUGACAAUCGAGGUUAUUUCCUUGCCUCUGAAGCAGAACAUCCUGAUAAAACCCAUUGCAGCAUCGAUACCCUGCGAAGUACAACAAGCCCUUGAAUGCUGCAUAAGUGCUGACACCGCGGAAAAUUACAGUGUUACAUUUGUGGUUCAAGAAAAUAAAUUUAAAGUUGGGAAAAAUUUAAAAAGAAAUUUGAAUUGCUACGUGCACAAUUACAGAGAAAUAGAAUGCAGCAAAGAGAAAAAGCUCAUGGCAUAUUGCAAGUUUAUGAACCACAUUGGACAGCAAGUCAACAGUGAAAAUAUAACUCUGCACCUGAUACCUGGUAAGGAAGUUUCCUGCUCAGACAGCCUUGGCAUUGGAGUAGAAGGGGCCACGUUAAUAAUGCCAUGUACGUUAAAUAAUUCAGAUUAUUCAGGCACCCGAGGCAAUGCAACUUACAAGUGCUCCAACAAGGAAUGGAAACUUGCAAGGAAUGACUGCCUGUCUGAAACAAUAAGCAACCUGCUGACUCAGGCCGAGUCCUUGGUCAACAGUCCUGAUGCAAAAGCACGCCUACCUGCAUACCUUGAAGAGCUUAAGAAAAAGACAGAAAGUCAGCAAAACAUAAUAAACACUUCUCCUGCAAACCUAGGUGCAAUUGUUAACAUCCUGUAUAUGGUGUCCUCUAUCCCAGCAUGUGCAAAGGAGCUCGUAAUUGAAAAUUUCCUCUCCACAAUGGACUUUAUUGUUGCUGAUUCCACAGCUGGAGUUUGGGAAGACCUGAAUAAAGAGGACAUACCCAAAAGUUCUUUGUUACUGCAGUCGGUAGAAAAUUUUGCCCAGCUCCUCCAACCAGUUAAUAAUGCCAUUCCUUCUGUCUUUGCAAACUCCCUUCAGCUACAAGGUAUAGUGGUCACAGAAAAUAACAACUCUUGUUAUAACAAGAGCUUCCACAGUACAGAAAACCUCGCAGCUAGCGUGUUCAUUGGUGAAAAUGAGAUACAGACUCUACCCCAAAAUUCAACCGUUGUCAGUGUGAUGUACUCAACACUUGGAAAUAUUCUGCCCCGGAAUGGGACCAAGUGUGUGAACAGCUUACUGAUAACAACAACUGUGAGCAGCAACAGAAGUCAGAAGUUCAAUAUUAAUAUGACAUUUGCAAAGAAAAACUCAUCUCUAAAGAUGCCCCAAUGUGUCUUUUGGAACUUCGCACUGAACAAACGUAGGGUGCGCUGGGAUACUCAUGGUUGCACGCCCACAGAGGGAGAAGAUUAUGUCAUUUGCUACUGCAGUCACUUGACAUCAUUCUCCAUUCUGAUGUCACCUGAUAAACCCUCCCAGGCAAUUUAUAUGCCUGCACUUUAUAUUACCUACAUUGGCUUGGCCAUUUCAAUCUUGAGUUUGGUGGCCUGCAUUAUAAUUGAAUCCUUAGUCUGGAAAUACGUGACAAACAACACAACCUCCUAUAUGCGCCACAUCUGUAUACUCAACAUAGCUACAUCACUCUUGAUUGCUGACAUUUGGUUCAUUGUCACUGCCUCCAUCAAUGACCAAAACCAACAGAUGAGCAGAGGCAUCUGUUUUGUGGCCACCUUUUUCAUCCAUUUAUUCUACCUGUGUGUCCUUUUCUGGAUGCUCAGCCUGGGCCUCAUUCUUUUCUACAGACUGGUCUUCAUCCUACAUAACACAAGCAAGACCGCUCAGAAAGCGGUGGCAUUCUGCCUGGGAUACGGGUGCCCCUUUGUCAUUGCAGUCAUCACCAUCGCUGUCACACUGCCAAGGAGCAGUUACACCAGAAAGGAUGUCUGUUGGCUCAACUGGAAGGACAGCAAAGCUUUCUUGGCCUUCGCCAUACCUGCCCUGAUCAUUGUGGCCACGAAUUUGUUCAUCACUGCAGUUGUUAUAAUAAAAAUACUGAGGCCAACUAUUGGGGAUAGGUCAAACAAGCAGGAGAGGAACUCGUUGUUUCAGAUUGGCAAAAGUGUGGCCAUCCUGACACCACUGUUAGGCCUCACCUGGGGAUUUGGCCUUGCCACCGUCAUCAAAAACAGCCAUGAAGCUUUCCACAUCCUCUUUGUUCUGCUGAAUGCUCUGCAGGGGUUAUUCAUUUUGGUGUUUGGGACACUCUGGGACAAGAAGAUACAAGAAGGCCUGCUGAAGAGGAAUUCAAUGUCCAAAUGGAGUUCACAGCAAACAAAGUCAAGCUCCCUGAUCCUGGUGACACCAAUGCUUGCCAUGAGCUAUCCAUUUUCAAGAACCUUUAACAACUUAUGUGGGAAAACAGGAAAAUACAGAGUAUCUUCUUCAGAGCCAUCCAGCUCUUCCUCUGAAAACACUUCCAAGUCAUAUUCUUUGCUUAACUGAGGCACUGCAAAUGCUAAAUUAUAUAACUCUGAAAGGACCUCUGCCCUUUCCAAGACAAACAUGAAAAGUACCUGUGAGUCAUCAAGAAGUGAACUGCUUCAUUUUGACUAAACUGUGCCUUGGUGCAUUCUUCUGGAAUAAUCAUUUCUGGUUAAUGUGUAAGGCAGGGAAGCUUUGAGAUGUGGAAUUUUACAGGGACUGCCAAUCCCAGAAGAGAUGAGAUGUUUCAAACUUGGAGGGAUUUGAAGGCCUUCAAGUGCUGGAAAAGAGACUGGAAGUGAAGAAUUCUCAGCCUUUAAGAGGGUGCUUAGCACUAUGCAAUACUGAGCCAUGAAUUGCAGUGCUAUACACAGCUGUUGUCCAGUGGUUUUAGUAUUUCCCCUAUCAACUGUCUGAAUAAUUCCAAAGGCCUGUGUAGAUACACAAGUACCUCAUAGCUUCUCUCUUGCCCUCGUGUUAGAGUCUGGAAAGGCCAUAGGGUAUAGUGCUCUCCACUUUCUAUUUAAGACUUUCUGGAACCAAAGAUUCACAACUGAGAAGGGCCAUUUCAGAUCUUCACUAUUGACUUAGAUAAAAUGAAGACCGUGAUGAUUCCUGCAUGGUCUUCUUUCAGAUGGAAUGUACUGAAAGCUCCAUGUGGCAUUCUUUUUUUGAAGAAAAGGAAGCCUUAUAUCCUUAACUAUAACUGUCCCUCCCUUGAUAUGUAACGUGGUAAGACAGAGAUGGUUGCUGCCCUUUACUACAGAGGGGACUGCAUUUAUUUAAUGCAUAGUAGCGUUAAGUAUGCAAGGAGUCUCUUGUGUAAAGUCUGUAUGUUUGGGUCCCUUCUCAGAGGAGAAUCACACUUGGAGGGCUCAGAGACUCAACUCUGCAGUGAAUAUAAACCACCAUGUGCCAGGCAGGAUGAAAGGUUUUAUAUAAAUUAUUGCUCUAAUACUACAUUUGUGGAAUCAGUUAUUUCCAAGCCAUAUACCUUUAAAGGCAGAACUCCUGUCUUAAGCAGAGGGCUAUGAGAGAGCUUGCAAAGUAUUUACAGCACACACAAAUAUUACAAAACUUAAUAUAAAAUAUGAUAGAUGGAAUCAUGAAGAUUUAGAUGUGAGUCCAAUAUCAAAUACUGCUGUCAGGUGGUACAGCCCCACUUGGUUGUUGGGGAAUCAGGCCUAUAUUUACCAGUGGUGAACCUGUUACCAGGACUUUGGGAUGAACCAGGGUGGGAAACUGAUGCCUACAAUUACAGGCAU